AUGAAAAAACAACCGAGAAUAACUAAAAUCAAUAGUAAAAAAAGUAGCAAGAACGACUUCAAUAAUACCACAAAUAAUAAUAUGAAGCAAGAGACGACACGAAGUAAAGUGACAAAUGCUUGCAAGAACUGCCAAAUUAGGAAAGUAAAAUGUACGGGGAACACAACCUGUCAAAGAUGUCAAAGGCUUAAACUCUGUUGCGAAUUUUUAGUCCCACAAAAAAAGCGUGGGCCUCCUAAAGGUCGACCACUCACACAUAAACGAAAAGUGAAGAAGGUAGUCAAUAAAAUAGUUGUUUGUGAAAAACUUAAUUUUCGUGUCGGUCUAUCGAAUAAAACUUCAUCUGAAAUCACCCAGCCAAUAAAUCUUAAUGUCAACUUAAAUAUUAACGUGAACGCUGACGACUUGAAUAAUGGUGUGUGUGAUGAUGGUAAUGAUGAAGUCAAUAAUGAUAGGAUCGUUGAAGAUGCUAAAGAUGAUAAUCUCAUUAUAUCUAGUACAAACAACUUUCUACAAAAUACGUCAACGAUGCUACCGACUCCGAUGUUAAUCGAUACACAAUUCAUAAAUUAUUCAAUAUCGCCAACAUUAAUGCCAACAAUGCCACCCGUUCCAAUUAUCGACAAAUCAUAUUUGGAAAAUUUAGCCAUGGAAGAAAACAACAGGUUGACUUCUGGUAGUGACAGCUACAAUGGUAAUACAUUUAAUGAAUUAUUAAAUACUCAUCCUCCAUAUGUUUACGAUGAAUCAUCAUAUAUUGGAAAUUAUUACACCGCCGCUACAAUGCCAUACAAUAAUAAUAACAAUAUGUUGGAACCAAAUACAUACAAUGUGUUUAAUAAUUAUCAAUAUAAUAAUCCUUUAAUCGUACCAUCACCAUCUCCCAAUAUGUUUCGUGAUAUUCUUUGGAGAAUAAAUUCUGGUGAUGCAUCAUCAUUUUUAUAA
This is a messenger RNA of Entrophospora sp. SA101, 945 nucleotides long. The record is from the annotation of a GenBank genome assembly. NCBI's taxonomy places the organism in Eukaryota, Fungi, Glomeromycota, Glomeromycetes, Entrophosporales, Entrophosporaceae.